Molecule: messenger RNA, 846 nt
Organism: Penicillium cosmopolitanum
Lineage: Eukaryota; Fungi; Ascomycota; Eurotiomycetes; Eurotiales; Aspergillaceae
Product: alpha/beta fold hydrolase
Exons: 1
Coding region: 1-846 (281 amino acids)
Source: RefSeq, a predicted model, not a curated record
AUGGAGACCACAUUGUCUGCACAUGAAAUCGGCAAAGGCCUCCCCAUCUUAAUCAUCCACGGAUGGGAAAUGCAGGGAAAAUCCGAAGAGCCGGACUUCGAGCCGAUCUUCAACACAAUACCAGGACUUCGUCGAAUUUACGUCGACCUUCCAGGCAUGGGCACCACACCUGCAAAUAAAGUCAAAGAUCUGGACGAGAUAUACGCCCGUCUAACACAAUUCAUCGACUCGCGACUUGGAAGCUCGAAUUUCCUACUCAUCGGCUCAUCGUGCGGUGCUUAUAUCGCGCGCGCGAUAGCCCAAAAGUACAUCAACCAAGUCGAUGGGUUACUAUUGCGCGUGCCACUCAUCGAGCCAAAGGACAGCAUGCGCGACCUCGAUGCUUUCACAACAUUGGUUGAAAAUAGGGAGCUCAUGUCGACCAUCUCAGCUGAAGAUAAAGCUUUACUUGGAAACGUUCUCAUCCAAACGCCACCUUACAUUCAAGCUUUAAAAGCGAAAUAUAAGGAUGUUCUCAGUCCAGCAUGGAAUGCAGCGGAUAGUGAGGCGUUGCGUCCAAUCCGAGAAGAUCCAAAUCGAUACCAGUUAUCUUCUGCGGUGCUCGAUGAAAGUGCUAAAUUCCUUGCACCUACGCUCAUUGUGUGCGGCCGGCAAGACCGGACUGUUGGCUACCGGGAUAGCCUUCGGUUGCUGGAGCUUUAUCCACGAUCAACUUAUAUUGUUCUUGAUCGUGGUACGCAUGGUCUUCCUAUUGAUGACUCGAGAGAGGUGUUUUCGGGGCCCUUGUUCGUGACUGGGUACAUCGGGUUGGUGAAUGGCGGAAUCGUCUUGAUGUGUAAAGGCUAG